Molecule: messenger RNA, 1243 nt
Organism: Durio zibethinus
Lineage: Eukaryota; Viridiplantae; Streptophyta; Magnoliopsida; Malvales; Malvaceae
Product: alpha carbonic anhydrase 4-like
Biological process (GO): one-carbon metabolic process
Molecular function (GO): carbonate dehydratase activity; zinc ion binding
Source: RefSeq, a predicted model, not a curated record
AUGCCAAGCACUGUAAAAGUUGCACCAAUGGCUGCAGAAAGAUCACAUAAAAUAAGUUCAUUUUCAAGGAGAGGAGGUGUUUCAAAAACGGAUCAGCUCCCUCCAACGAGCCCUGAUGGCAACUACUCAUUGAACACUGGACUAAAACAUUCAAUACAAAAUCCUUGCAUUUCUUUUUUUCAAACUGAAGCAAGGAAGACAAAUAUAAUGAAAAUGUUGGGUAGCUCUGAAUCCACUACUUUUGUUAUUCUCUUCAUUUCUUCUGUUUGUUACCUCCUCCCCAUUGCCAUAGCAUCUUCUGCUGAAGUUGAGAAUGAAAUUCCAUUUACUUAUACUGAAGGAACUGGUAAGGGGCCAAAGGAAUGGGGCCAUAUCAACCCACACUGGCAACUUUGUGACACCGGAAAAUUGCAGUCUCCUAUAGAUCUCGGUGAAAAAGUUCGAGUUCUUCCUAAUCUAGGAAAAUUGAAAAGGGACUACAAACCAGCUCCCGCUGUUGUGAAGAACCGGGGACAUGACAUUACGGUAAAGUGGAAAGGGGAAGCUGGAAAAAUUAAUAUAGAUGGGACUGAUUAUAAACUGCUUCAGUGUCAUUGGCAUUCACCAUCAGAGCACACAUUCAAUGGAACUAGAUAUGAGCUGGAGCUCCACAUAGUUCAUGUAAGUGCUCAUGGAGAGAUUGCAGUUAUUGCAAUUGUUUACAAAUAUGGCCGACCUGACCGCUUUCUUACUAGGCUUUUCCACCACAUAAAAACAGUUGGAAAUGGCGAGAAAUAUUUGGGGAUUGUUAAUCCAGGAGAUAUCAAAUUUGGCAGCAGAAAGUAUUACAGAUAUAUUGGUUCACUAACAGUUCCUCCAUGUACUGAGGGUGUUGUUUGGACAAUUGUCAACAAGGUGAGGACAGUCUCCCGGGAGCAAGCAAGAGCAUUAAGGGAUGCCGUUCACGAUGGAUUUGAGGCAAAUGCAAGGCCAACUCAACGACGGGAUGAGAGACCAGUUUUGUUCUAUACUCCGGUGAUGAAUGGCGGUUCCGCUUAGAAUCCGAUACAUACUAUAAAAAAAGAAAAACGAAAAAUUGCACCUCAUACCAUUAUAUCUCAUUGUGCAUUAAUAAAAUAAUAACUUUACUCAUUAGUGGAAUUAGCUUCAACUUUCUUUUUCCUUGAAUGUUCAAGUGCAUAAUGUAAGCUUUGUUUUGCGAUGAAUAAAAUCACAUUCCUUUAUAAAAAAAAAUAAAAAAAAU